Messenger RNA from Rhineura floridana, 12737 nucleotides. It is a transcript of the gene ITSN2, whose product is annotated as intersectin 2. Lineage: Eukaryota; Metazoa; Chordata; Lepidosauria; Squamata; Rhineuridae. The coding region runs from base 339 to 5912 and encodes 1857 amino acids. The transcript is spliced from 39 exons. Gene Ontology annotation, cellular component: presynaptic membrane; cytoplasm; clathrin-coated pit. The record is from RefSeq and is a predicted model, not a curated record. Gene Ontology annotation, biological process: clathrin-dependent synaptic vesicle endocytosis; positive regulation of Rho protein signal transduction; endosomal transport. Gene Ontology annotation, molecular function: guanyl-nucleotide exchange factor activity; molecular adaptor activity; calcium ion binding.
UGGGCGGUGCGGAGGGGGAGGCUCGGUUUCACUAGGUUCGGUAUGUCCGCACCGCGCUUCCCAGGGGGAAGGCCGGAUGAUCGGCCGCAAAGAUAAGGCCUUUGCGCCUUCACUUUGUUCAGUUGCAUUCGCCCUCUGGGAGCCACAGGAGUUGUGAUGACGACCAAUCCUCUUGCGGCGCCAUUCAGGGCUUAGCAGAGGUGGCAGCUUAUCCUCUCCUGUGAGGACUGUUACAGGUGGCUCUCUUUCGGUUCUCUGUUCCUAGGUUAAACUCUCAUUUCAGACUUGGCACUCGCUCAGUCCUAAACAAAAAGCAUUAUUAACCCGCAGCGUCUCCGAUGCUCGGCCACGCUCCGAGGAUCGACGCGCGCCAGACGCUCCUGCUGCUUCCGCCCCCUGCUGCGAUAAGAAGACCGCCCGCAAACAUCGCCAAGUUCUCUUUUUGGCGCAGGCGCAACAGCAGCAGUAGGAGGCGGAGCGCCCGACAGGAAGGAGGCAUUCAGGGAGCUCGCUGCGAGAAGGACGCGGUGACGGGCAGCGCAACAGGAGGCUCAAGCAUGUGGGCCAUCACCUCUGAAGAGAGAGCGAAGUAUGACAAGCAAUUUGACAGUCUCAAACCGGUUGGGGGAUAUGUUACAGGUGAUCAAGCACGUACCUUUUUUUUACAAUCUGGUCUGCCAUCUCCAGUCUUGGCUGAAAUAUGGGCACUUUCAGACCUGAACAAGGAUGGGAAAAUGGAUCAGCAGGAGUUUUCUAUAGCUAUGAAACUCAUCAAGCUAAAGCUACAAGGCCAGCCCUUGCCUGUGGUUCUCCCUCCAAUCAUGAAGCAGGCUCCAGUGUUCUCUCCCUUGAUUUCUGCUCGUUUUGGCAUGGGCAGUAUGCCAAAUCUGUCUAUUCCAGCAUCUAUUCCUACAAUUUCACCUUUGGCUCCAAUGUCAUCUUUUACUUCUGUAACUUCCGUCCCUCCCUUGAUUAUUUCUGCUCCCCUGCUGCCUUCUGUAGGCAGAUCAACAUUGCCAAAUGGAACAUCCAGCCUCCUUCAGCCAUUACCUGUAUCAUACUCUUCAACUUUGCCUCAUUCUAGUUCAUACAGUCCCAUGAUGGGAGGAUUUGGUGGUGCCAAUAUCCAAAAGACACAAUCCCUAAUAGAUCUAGGAUCUAGUAGUUCAAAUUCUUCUUCUACUACCUCACUAACUGGGAAUUCACCAAAGACUGGAUCUUCAGAUUGGGCAGUUCCUCAGGCUUCCAGAUUAAAAUACAGGCAGAAAUUUAAUAGCCUUGAUAAAGGGAUGAGUGGAUACCUAUCAGGAUUUCAGGCAAAAAAUGUCCUUCUGCAAUCAAACCUUUCCCAGACUCAAUUAGCUACUAUUUGGUCACUUGCUGACGUUGAUGGUAAUGGACAGUUGAAAGCCGAGGAGUUCAUAUUAGCUAUGCAUUUAACUGAUAUGGCCAAAGCUGGGCAGCCUCUCCCAUUAACUCUGCCUCCUGAGUUCGUGCCACCUUCUUUGAGAAGUGGAAAGUAUGCUGAAAAUACUGAUUGUAUUUUGCCAACAUACCAGAGAAUGCAUGAAGAGGACCCCCCAAAAAAACUUCCAGUUACAUUUGAGGAUAAGAGGAAAGCAAACUAUGAAAGAGGCAACAUGGAACUGGAGAAGCGACGCCAAGUGUUGUUGGAGCAGCAGCAGAGAGAGGCGGAGCGUAAAGCUCAGAGGGAAAGAGAAGAGAAAGAGCGGAGACAAAGGGAGCAGCAGGAACAGGAGCGGAAGAAACAACUUGAACUGGAAAGGCACUUAGAGAAACAGCGGGAGAUGGAAAAACGAAAGGAGGAAGAAAGAAGGAAAGAAAUUGAAAGGCGGGAGGCAGCAAAGCAAGAACUUGAGCGCCAACGGCAUCUAGAAUGGGAGAGGAUUCAGCAUCAGGAUCGUCUUAAUCAACAUAACAGAGAACAAGAAGAAAUCGUCAAACUGGCCUCUAAAAAGAAGAGCCUUAAUCUUGAACUAGAUGCACUGAAUGACAAACACCAACAGAUCUCUGGGAGAUUGCAAGAUAUUAGAAAAAGAAAACAAAUUCAGAAAAAUGAGCUGGAUGUUCUGGAAAAGAAAUGUGAUUUGGGAAUUAUUGAAAGCAAGCAGUUACAGCAACAGCUUCAAGAAUAUCAGAACAAGUUGAUUCUCCUUGUUCCCAUAAAACAGCAGUUAAGUGAGAGAAUAAAUCAUACGCAGCUGGACAACUCUCCUGAUACAGGCCUCAAUUUGCUACACAAGAAGUCCUCAGAAAAGGAAGAAUUAUGCCAAAGACUUAGAGAACAACUGGAUGUACUCGAAAAAGAAACAGCUACCAAGCUCUCUGAAAUGGAUGCUUUCAAUAAUCAGCUUAAGUAUGAGACUAUGGAUGCUUCUCUUCUUCAGUGCCUUUUGUGUCUGCUAAGCUGUCUCAACAACCUCUUCCUCUUACUUAAGGAGCUAAGAGAAGCCUACAGCACACAGCAGUUAGCUCUUGAGCAGCUCCACAGGAUCAAAGAAGCUAAAAUCCAAGAGCUGGAAAGAAAAAGAGCUGAGCUGGUCGAGAAGAAGAGGAUGGAAGAUGAGGCUGCACGAAAAGCAAAAAGGGAAAAGGAGAACUUGUGGCAGGAGAAUAUUCGGAGGGAGGAAGAAGAGAGAAGAAAGAGACUACAGGAAGAGCGAAUGCAAGAAAAAAUCCAUGAGGAAAAGCAAAAGGCUGAGGAGGCAGUUACACAAGAGAGGGCGGCCCAGCAGCAGAAGGUGACGGAGGAAAAGCUUGAAAAAGAAAAAAGGAACAAAGAAGCAGAGAUUCUACGAGAUGCUGAGCAGCAAAAGCAGAAACAGACAGACAAAAGAAAGCAGGAGCAGAUUGCAAAAGAAGCUGAGGAGAGGCAUAAGCAGUUUGAUGAAGAGAAAAAAAGAAAACAUACGGCCAAUCUGCAAGAGUCAGAAAAACCCGUAUUUCAGUUAAAUGAAAAAGUUGUAGACAUCCUUAAACAGACAAAGGGACGAAAUCUUAACUCAACACUGAAAAAUGAAGGCCAUGCUCUAAGCGUCCCUGAUUCUAGGAAAUCAGUUGUCUUUGUGAAGUAUAGAGCUUUAUACCCAUUUGAAGCAAGGAAUCAUGAUGAGAUGAGUUUCAAUCCUGGAGAUAUAAUUCUGGUAGUUGAGAAAACUGAAGGAGAGCCUGGUUGGCUAUAUGGGAGCUUUCAAGGCCAUCAAGGCUGGUUUCCAUGCAAUUAUGUAGAAAAAAUUCCUGAAAAUGAAAACAGCGGUUCACCUCCUAAGAGAGCCUUACUUCCUCCUACAGUAUCUUUGCCAACUGCCUCAGUUCCUGUAUCUUUGCCAACUGCCUCAGAGUCAUUUUCACCAAGUAUAUCAGCUGAAGGAUCCAAUUACCAAAAUAUAUCAUUGUCGAGUUUAAAUGUCAACACAUGCCAGAAAAAAUCUGCUUUUACUCGAACCGUCUCUCCAGGAUCUGUUUCUCCCAUCCAUGGACAGGGGCAAGUUGUAGAAAACUUAAAAGCACAAGCACUGUGUUCCUGGACUGCAAAGAAAGAUAAUCACUUGAACUUUUCAAAAAAUGAUAUAAUUACUGUCUUGGAGCAGCAGGAAAACUGGUGGUUUGGAGAAGUAGGAAGAGGGAGAGGGUGGUUUCCCAAAUCCUAUGUAAAGAUCUUGCCUGAAAAUGAAUACCAAAAGGAGGAGCUGGAAGCUGAUUAUGCCACUGUAAAUAAGAAACACGCAACGCUGCCUUACACAUUGGGUGAGGAACAUAUAGCAUUAUAUUCUUACACUAGUUCUGAACCUGGUGAUUUAACUUUCAGUGAAGGUGAAGAAAUAUUAGUUACUCAGAAAGAUGGGGAAUGGUGGACUGGAAGCAUUGGUGAUAAAAUGGGAAUCUUUCCUUCAAACUAUGUCAGACCAAAGGAUCAUGAUAGUUACGCAACUGCUAGCAAGACAGGAACAAUAAAUAAAAAACCUGAAAUUGCUCAAGUUACCACAGCAUAUACUGCAUCAGGAACAGAACAGUUGAGUCUUGCCCCAGGGCAGCUGAUACUUAUUUUGAAGAAAAAUUCUAGUGGAUGGUGGCAGGGAGAACUGCAGGCAAGAGGGAAAAAAAGACAGAAAGGGUGGUUUCCUGCUACCCAUGUGAAACUUUUGGGUCCAAACAACGAAAGGAAUACCUCAGCUGCUUAUCCAGUGUGUCAAGUGAUAGCAAUGUAUGACUACAUGGCAAGCAAUGAAGAUGAGCUCAGUUUCUCUAAGGGGCAGGUUAUCAGUGUACUGCACAAAGAUGACCCAGAUUGGUGGCAAGGGGAGAUCAAUGGCAUCUCAGGUCUCUUUCCUUCAAAUUAUGUUAAGAUGACCACAGACUGUGAUCCAAGUCAGCAAUGGUGUGCUGAUCUCCAGAGCCUUGACACAAUGCAUCCCAUGGAAAGGAAGAGACAGGGUUACAUACAUGAGCUGAUCCAGACAGAGGAAAAAUACAUGGAGGACCUUCAGCUUGUCUUGGAGGUUUUCCAGAAACAAAUGGCUGAAGCAGGCUGUCUCUCCGAAUCAGAAAUGGGAUUAAUUUUUGGCAACUGGAAGGAACUCAUAAUAUCGAAUACAAAGUUAUUGAAAGCCCUGCGUCUGCGUAAGAAGUCUGGAGGUGAAAAAAUGCCAGUGCAGAUGAUUGGAGACAUAUUGGCUCCUGAAUUAUCUCAAAUGCAAGCCUAUAUCCAGUUCUGCAGCUGCCAGCUUAAUGGGGCUGCACUGUUGCAGCAAAAAACAGAUGAAGAGCCAGAGUUCAAAGAAUUUUUGAAAAAAUUGGCUUCAGACCCUCGCUGUAAAGGAAUGCCACUCUCCAGCUUCCUGUUGAAACCUAUGCAGAGAAUUACUCGCUACCCUCUUCUCAUAAAGAGUAUUCUGGAGAAUGCCCCUGAAACUCACCCAGAUCACAUUAAUCUGAAGCUGGCCCUUGAGUGCGCUGAGGAACUGUGUUCCCAGGUUAAUGAAGGGGUGCGAGAAAAGGAAAAUUCUGACCGGCUUGAGUGGAUACAAUCUCACGUUCAGUGUGAAGGACUUGCUGAGCAACUGAUUUUUAACUCUCUGACCAAUUGCUUGGGACCACGGAAGCUUUUGCACAGUGGCAAACUUUACAAGACAAAGAGCAACAAAGAACUGUAUGGAUUUCUCUUCAGUGACUUCCUGCUUCUCACCUACAUGGUCAAGCAGUUUGUAUCUACAGGGUCAGAUAAACUGUUCAACCCAAAAUCAAAUACUCAAUUCAAAGUCUACAAAGUGCCUGUUUUUCUUAAUGAAGUCCUAGUGAAAUUGCCAACUGAUCCUUCUAGUGAUGAACCAGUUUUCCACAUCUCCCACAUUGAUAAAGUGUACGCACUAAAAACAGACAACAUCAAUGAAAGAACUGCCUGGGUCCAGAAAAUCAAAGGAGCAUCAGAACAUUAUAUUGAAACUGAAAAGAAGAAACAUGAAAAGGCUUACCAAGCUCGAUCACAGAAGAAUUCAGGAAUAGGACGUUUGAUGGUGCAUGUGAUUGAAGCAACCGAAUUAAAAGCAUGUAAACCUAAUGGGAAGAGCAACCCAUACUGUGAAAUUAGCAUGGGGCCUCAAAGUUAUACUACCAGAACACUGCCAGACACUUUGAACCCCAAAUGGAACUUUAACUGCCAAUUCUUCAUCAAGGAUCUCUAUCAAGAUGUGCUAUGUAUCACCAUGUUUGACAGGGAUCAGUUCUCACCUGAUGAUUUUUUGGGCCGCACUGAAGUUCCAGUAGCCAAAAUCAGAACUGAGCAAGAACACAAGGGACCUACAACUAAACGUAUAUUGCUGCAUGAGGUACCAACGGGGGAAGUUUGGGUGCGAUUUGAUCUGCAAUUAUUUGACCAGAAAACACUCCUUUGAAUAAGAACUAUUGUUUUGUGAGGACUACUCCCAUUUUUACAAAUAAUUCUUCCUUUCAGGCACAUAACUGGGUGCAAUUCUUGCUGCACAGUCACUUCACCUGAUCGCUGGUACAUUAUUUCUCUGUGGUGUGUUGGUGACAAUCUAUGCAAUGUAAAAUGUGCUGUAUUAAGAUACUGUAGACGUGCCUUUCUUUGCCGAUAUUGAAAUUUGAAUACCAAUGUCUCCAUUUUUAGAGCUCUUUAAAGUAUUAAUUAGAAACCUGACAUUAAAAAUGUUUAAGGUGUUACCACUUGGAUCAACAUGUAUACGUGUUGAGGAGUGGUGUAGUUCAGGGCUAGAAUUAUUUAUUCUUUCACGCAUGUAGAUGACAUCAGGUGGGGGAUUGAGCUCCCCCUAGCCGUCAUAGGCAGAAUCGCUGUUCAAAUUUGCAAGGCACUUGCUUUUCAUAACUGGUUCAAUCCAGUUCUAUUCUGCCUUCACCCUCAGUGGUCAUGCAUGCCUUUGCUAAGGCUUGUUUUUUAAAACUUUUUGGUUUCCAGUGUUUUUUCUUGUGCUGUGUGUUCCCUGCAUUGUGUCCAUAAUCUAAGUUCCUUCCUUCUCUUCAUCUCUGUCAUUCCCCUUGGCGGCGGGGGGAAAACACCUCUGUUUCUGUGAAGUUCCCUGUGCCCCUGCUUCUAUAGUGUUGGUUUCUUCAGUCCUUGGCCCCUGCUGACUUGUUCUUUCUCUUCCUGCCGCCUUCCCCUUAACUCUUGCUAGUGCUUCAGUUGUGCCCAUCAUUUUGGAGACAGUUUUGCCUGUGCAUGUUGCACCCGACUUUAUGGAGAGCCUGCUUGGCUUUUCUACUGCCCAAUAGCAGUCUAGUCACUUCUGGUAUCCAGCUAUACAGGAUGUGCAACAGCAAGCAGAAAUCUGGGGUGCAUAAUACUUCUACUGCUUGUCUCCCCCCCCCCAAAGACACAAGCCAUAGCUACAGCCUCUGUGUUUGUGCUGAUGCUUCUUAUGUCUGAAGAACCAAUUCCCUCUUCCCUCCCUGAGUCAGGCUACAAUGCAUUCUGUCUCUGGGAUUCUGGUUCAGUCAAGCACUGUUGGCACUCCUCGUUUGGCCCCAUCUAACAUGCCUGGUUUGAGAGAGAGGAAUCCCAGUACCAGUAGCGUGCCUUUCUCUCUGCCUUCAUCCUCCAGUGCCAUCUCAGGAGGAAGGGGAGGAUAUUGUCCAGGAAGGGACUUGGCUAGAGAGGUACACCAGCACUUGGCAUGCAGGAGUUUGAGAACUCAAUAAAGACCUCUCUGAUGAAGAGGAGGUGGGUGGCAGGAGGGCUUUGGAUCGCACCUUUUCAGCUGAUUCUUCUCCUGAGCAUUUCUUAGGUUUCCAGGAUUCUGCUUCCAUACUUGUCUCUACAGCUUUGCUUGGAAAUCCUAGGAACUUGCCUUCUUCUUCCAUGCCUGUGGAAGUGAGAGGCAUCUGGGUUACAGCUCACACCCCUUAUGUUGCACCAAAUCAGGGAUGCACUUCUGGCAGGCUUAGCUAGGGACUUGUCUGCUUCUCAGCCUCCUCCUUAGGGACUCACCACCUUAUCAUGGCUUCUGGUAGCCAGGUUACUAGUACACAGGUUGUAAGGUCCACACUUCCAACCUGCACAAGGACUCUUCAUCCUCUGCGGUUGUGCGUAAUUCUCCUGACCCCCAAGGGGUGGCUAGGAAGAGAGCUUCCUUGGCACGAUUGGCUUGCUCAGAUCAUCAGGCUGCCAUGGGAAAUCCCAAGGGUAACCUCAUUGUUCUAGAUGAGGAGGAAUGGAGAAUCUGAUAUGGAAAAAGUGAUAACCACCUGCCUUUUUCACGAUGCCCACUAUAUGCCUCUUCUAUGUAAGACUAUGGCGGCUUUGGAUCUAGUUCCUCCUGAGGAUGCCCUGACUAUGGUUUCUUCUAGGGUGGCUGUGGUCUGUCCUGAUCCUACUCCCAAGUCCACAGUGGUGAGACUCCCUUCUCUUCUGCCUAAGGUCAUCAAGGCUGAAUACGACUCUCCCUUGCAAUGUAAGAAGUCAGUUGCAAUUGCCAAGAAACACUGUGUGUUGGAGCAGCCCACAAUAGAUCUCUUGAAAGUGCCUUUCAUUGAUGCUCCCAUUGUUGGGAUGCUGAAUAAGUCACUUAGCCCUAAAGACUCUGAUGUCUAGCUGAAAGAUCCACUGGAGAGGAAGCUGGACUUGGGCCUCAGGCAUAUGCAUGAGACUUGUGCCUGUUAGUGCGGACAGCAUUCUGCGCAUUGGUAUUUGCUAGGGUGACUUUGCUUUGGCUGGAGGAUCUUUUGGCCGCUUCUCAGCAGGAUCCCACCAGACUUAGCAAGACUUUUCUGAAUAUUUCUUGAGUGGUGCCUUUCAUUGCUGAUGCCUUUAUAGACAUAGCACAAUUUUCAGCUCAGGCUUGGGUAAUGUCCGCCUUUUAUAGGAGGACCAUUUGGCUUUGCCACAGGGGCAGAAUCUAACUUAGCCAAGGAACCUUAUUCCAGGGACAAGCUUUUUAGGGACUUGGUGCUGCAAGAGGUGCUGGUGGAGUCCAAGGUCAAGAAGGCCAUGCCUUCUAGCGGGAAACAGAUCAAACACUCUUUGAAGGCCCUUCCAUCCCUACCAGCCUACUCAGUCCUUUAAGUCUUCAGCUCUGGGCAAGGAUGUUUGGACCUCACCCUUUCUGGAACAGACCCCAUCUUGGCAGUAGAGGACAGUAGCAGCUUCCAAACAUCAGUUCUGAUGCCAUAUCUCCACCAGUGGAGGGCUGCCUUCACUACUUCACCAACAAGCGGCAAGCAUUCCAUCCAGUGUUGGAGACCCUCAGGCAGGGUCUGUGUCUGGAAUUUUCAGCUCUGCCUCCUCACUCAUUUGUUCCUUCCACAGUUUCCUCCAAUUUCAAGAAGAAGGGCAAGGUCCAGCAAGCCAUCCUCCAUCUUCUGGACAUUGCAGCAGUGGAAACUGUUCCUCCAGCAUCCUUGUUAUUUACGGUGCCCAAACACAACAGCUUGGUCUGGGCAGUCCUGAAUAUACAACUACUCAAUCAGUUUAUCGUCUAUCGCAGGUUCAGGAUGGAGAUCCUUAGUUCCAUCGAAGAAGCCCUUUGUCUUGGGGAUUUCCUAUCAUCCAUCAAGCUGACAGAAGCUUACGUCCAAUCCCUAUCCACCCUCACCACAGACACUAUCUGAGGUUCUUCAACAGCCAGCACUUCCAAUAAAAGGCCUUUGGACUGGUGUCUGCCCCCAGGCUAUUCACAAAAAUCAUAUUAUCCUGGUAGCACACCUCUGUCUCCAGGGCAUACACAUUUACUCCUACUUAGAUGACUUUCUAAUCCGCUCACCCUCUCAGACUCAGGACCUCCAAAUCACCUUGGCCUGUCUAAAGAAUGCUGGCUUUCUGGUCAAUGUGGAAAAAAGUCACCUCUUUCUAUAGAGAGCCCUCAUAGACACAUGCUUAUCCCUCUUGGCUCUCUCUCCAGAGUAGAUUUACAAAAUACAGUCAGUGGUGCAGUCCAUUCUUCACAAGUUGUCAAUGGAUCUGAUGUUGGUAGCACGGAUGUUGGGUCUGUUGAUUUCAGCAAUUCAAAUCACCCCCUGGGCAAGACAUCACUCACACUCCUUUCAGUGGCUGCUCCUUCCUUUUCAGAGUGAUAUUGCUGCCAGGCAGUACCAGCAGAUCCAUAUUCCCAGGUCAGUUCAGCUGUCCAUUACGGUGGCUUCAGGAAUCAGACUUCUGGAUGGGAGUUCCCCUUGUAGAGCCCCCCCGGACAGUAAUUACCUCAGAUGCCAGCCCUGUGCGGUGAACACAUGGUUCAGGGAACUUGGUCACCAGAGGAGUCCUUACUCCCCAUCAACUACUUGGAGUUGCGGGCUGUCCACCUGGCAAUUCAACACUUUUCCUAGAGGCACUUGGGGGGGGGUGCUUCUCUGCACCGGCAGCAUGACUGCUAAAGCCCACAUCAAUCAUCAGGCGGGGUUGAGAUCCUGCCCACUCCAACAGGAAGCCUUGCUCCUACUCCAUUGGGUGGAACAACUCCUGGACUCGCUCUAAGCAGAGCACCUCUGAAGGAAUGACAAUGCUCAAGGUGAUUGGCUGAGCAGAAAACAAGUGGAAACUCUAUCCUCAGGGGUUCCAGCUGUUGUUGGAUCAUUUUGGCAGGAUUCAUGUGGACGUUUUCACAUCUCCAGAGAAUCAACACGUUCCCAGAUUCUUUUCCCAUUAUGUGGCUCCCUCAGCAAAAGGACUGGAUCCACUGGUCUCCUCAUGCCCACCAAGGCUCCUAUAUGCUUUUCCCGUUUCCGCUCCUGUCUUCAGUCCUGCAGAAGGUGAGAGAAGAAUGGGUAACCAUCCUGCUGGCAGCUCUGCUGUGGCCUCGGAGGCCCUGGUUCUCUGAGCUGGUCAACCUGAUGCUGACUGCUCUGACCUCUUCCUCCACGCACAGAUCUGCUCUCCCAGGGCCAGUUUCUCCAUCCAUAUCCAGCCUGGCUGGCCCUUCGUACCUGGAAUCUGAGAGGUUGCACUUCAUCAAGGCUGGCCUUCCACCAUCAGUGAUUGAUACCAUGUUGGCUGCCAGGUGCCCCUCAACCCUUUGUAUGUACCAGACCACAUGGAAAAUGUUUUCUUGCUGGUGCAAAGAGAAAACUCUUUGUCCUAGAAAGGCCAGCAUCACAGAACUUUUGUCUUUCCUCCAGGACAGUCUUUCACUGGAGCUUAGGCCCAACACACUCAAGCGUCAAGUCUCAACUUUAUCCUGCCUAUUAUUGAAGGAUUCAAUCAGACCGUUGGGAUUGCAUCCCUUCCUAAAAUGUUUCCAAGGUGAUGGCUCAUUAUCAUCGCCUCCAGUUCAACAUCGCUUUCCUACCUGGGACUUACACAAGGUUCUCACUGCCCUGAAAAAGCCUCCCUUUUAACCUUCAAAAUACAUUUCCUUGCGUUUACUAUCCUUUAAAGUUUUGCUUUUAAUGGCUAUCACGUCUGCUAGACGGAUCUCUGAACUUCAUGCUCUUUUCUAUUGCCAAGCAUUUCCGGACAGGGUGAUUCUUCAUACUGACCUGUGCUUCCUUCCUAAAGUUCUGUCACCCUUUCACUGCCAGCAAGAGCGUAUUCUUCCUACUUUCUGUCCCUCUCCAGUCCACCCCACUGAGAAGGCUUGGCAUUCUCCAGAUGUUUGAAGGGCACUGAAGUUUUUUAUUUCUUGCACUAAGCCCUUCCAUCGAUCAGAAUCCAUUUUUUUGCUCCUUCCGCCCUGCUUUCCUGAAAAGGAAGAUUUCCUCCUCCACAUUGGCCCAGUGGAUCAAGACAUGUAUUAUGUUGGUCUACGCUUGCCUUCGUCUGCCAUCACAGACCAAGAUUUUGGCUGCAACCUUAGUCGCCUUCUCCAUGAAUGCUCUUUUGCAGGAGGUCCUACCUGUGAAUGGGUCUUCUUCGUGCAUAUAACAAUGACAUCAGGGCCACUCCCUAGUUUUUGGUUUCCUUUUUUCAGUUGGGAGCGGCCUUUAUAUAAAACUGUUUAAAUAAAUAAAUAAAUAAAUAAAAUCAGGAUUAUCAUUUCCUAGUUCCCUCUGUCUGCAAAGAGACUUGUUCUGGUUUUUUUCCCUUGCAUUUUGCUACCAUUGUUCCUACCUGUCAUCUCCUCUUGUCUGGCUUGUCAUCAUAGAACUGGAUUGAACCGGCUAUGGAAAGCCAGAAGAGCCUUGCACAUUUGAACAGCUAUUCUGCCUUUGAGCAGUAGGGGGAGCUCACCCUCCCCACCUGAUGUCAGUGUUAUAUGCAUGAAAACCCAUUCACAGGUUGAACCAAACGGUCUCAUCUCAAGCCUGGAGAAUGUAAUCUGCUUAACCAUCAUCUCAGGAUAUCAAUUGUAAGGAAUAUAUGCUGAAGUUUUAGCACUUCAGGAUCCUUUAAACAAUGUAUAUAAUUAAGAGUAGAUUUCUUUACUAAGUUCUGCACUGUUCUCUCUUGAGUUCUGUUAAUCAUUUUAUAACCAGUUUCUGAAGGUUAUAAAAAAGGAAUAACUGGAAAAUAUUCAUUUUAAAAAGUGAUCUGUAAUAAUGUAGAUACUUUUCACAUGAUUUGGUUGAUAUAUUUAUGAAAAAAUACUUUGGUCUUCUAGAAGAUCUGCAUCAACUGUGCAAGGCCCAAGGUAGAGAAAGUUAGAUUGUCUUACUUGGAUCUGUAUACUGAAUAAAAUAAGCUUAUUUUAUAUUUGUCAAGAUUCAUAUUGCAUCUUGAUUUUCAAAAAUGUAUUUUAUUGUACUGUCAAAUGUGAAAAAAAUAUAGGAAUUAAAUUCAAGGGGGGAAAUCAAAAUGCAAAUAAUAUUUAUUGAGGUAUUUAAAUUAUAAAUCAUAGGAUUUAAUGGAAUUAUAUGCAGGAAGCCUGACCUUCCUCUUAGAUUCUAAGAGCCAAAAGUGCCCACCAAAUCAUCAUCCUGUGCAAAAGCCCCAGUCAGAGAUCUUCAGCACCUUGCAGAAGGAAUCUCACCUAAACUGUGCUCAUUACUGAGAAUGGUGGUAAUAGUAGUAGAUGGUUUUGAGCAUUUGACAACCAGAAUAAACCAGCACAUGUGCUUCUUUAACUUGGCUCUGCUAUUUGAGUACUACUUUCAACUUCAAACAUGGAGUGGAGUUGUAUCCCUUAGGUGCUAUUUUGCUUAACAAGUUCUAACCGAAUAGCGAGCUUUGCUAGAAUAAAACAGUUUUCUAUGAUUCACUGUUUGUAAUAUAAUAAAAGCUGGUUUCCCAAGAGUAUAUGUAUUCAAUUCAAAACGACAUACCACAUUCUGUAAAACUGCUUAUGACAACUUUUUUUGGCAAGAAUAAAAAC